This is a messenger RNA of Durotheca rogersii, 2249 nucleotides long. RefSeq names its product MFS general substrate transporter. The record is from RefSeq and is a predicted model, not a curated record. The coding region runs from base 618 to 2114 and encodes 498 amino acids. The transcript is spliced from 2 exons. Gene Ontology annotation, molecular function: transmembrane transporter activity. Gene Ontology annotation, cellular component: membrane. NCBI's taxonomy places the organism in Eukaryota, Fungi, Ascomycota, Sordariomycetes, Xylariales, Xylariaceae. Gene Ontology annotation, biological process: transmembrane transport.
UAGCUAGGGAGGGGAGGACUAAGUGUAGCACCAAGACCAGGACCGGACCCGGGACUGAGCAGGGCCACGCGCGUCGAGAUCAACCAUAUCGCGGGGUAGUGUCCGCCUAGCGACCAGGCAUGAGAACGACCCCGGUCGAGGGUGCGCGCGAGAAGGGGGGGGCUCACUUUUGUGUGCUUUUUGGUGAAUAUCCGUCCAGGCGAGACAGGGGUGUUCUAGUCUGGGCUCAAUCAAAUCCCUUCGAUUGAUUUGCCGAAAAGCAGAAAACAGGGCCCUUUCCCCUUCUACGGCGCAAUGUUACUCACAUAAUAGUACGAAGGCGUUGUACCUACCUGACCUACAUGUCUAACCUACCUACCCCAAGCCCUCCCCAGGACGGAUGGGAUCCCGGGAUUUUGUUCCAAAGGGGAUCGCCCUUAUAUAAACCGCCCGCAGAUCAUCCUGCUCGACGAGGGAGCCGAAAAGAGUAAGAAAGAAAAAAGUCCACUCGGACUCGUCUUCUGGGUCUCUUCUCCCUCUUUCUCUCCUCCUCUAACCCCUCCACCAUCGUGUCUGACUCUGUCACUGCCUCUGCCCGCGACUUUUACCAGCGCCGUGCUCGUGCAGGCCAUCAUACCAUGGCGGCCACGUUGAGAGUCGACGAGAAGAGCGAUAUCGACCAACCCGACGCGGUUGCGGUCGAAACGAAGAGCGAUGGCUCCGCCGAAGGACCCGGCUGGACGGUGGAGGAGGAGACUGUCGUCCGUAGAAAGCUGGACUGGCAAUUAGUACCUACCGUCACCAUCCUAUACCUCCUCUGCUUCCUCGACCGGAUAAAUAUCGGGAAUGCGCGUAUCCAGGGAUUGCAGGAGGACCUGGACCUCCAUGGAUACCGAUUCAACAUCGCAACCAGCAUCUUCUACGUCAUCUACCUGGUGGUCGAGGUGCCCUCCAACAUCAUCCUCAAGCACGUCGGCCCGCGCUUCUACCUGCCGGGCCUCGUGGUCGGCUUCGGCGUCGUCUCCAUUGCCACGGCGUUCGUGCACAACUUCGAGCAGCUCUGCGCCCUCCGCGCGCUGCUGGGUGUCUUCGAGGGCGGUACCAUGCCGGGUCUGUCCUUCUUCCUCAGCUCCUUCUAUAAGCGUGAGGAGCUUUACUUCCGAAUCGGCAUCUUCGUCUCGGCCGCCUCGAUCGCCGGCGCCUUCGGCGGUCUUCUGGCUGCCGGCCUCUCGCAGAUCCCCGAGUGGGGUGUUGCCGGCUCCCAGCUGCACACGUGGCGCAACAUCUUCUUUUUCGAGGGCAUCAUCACCGUGAUCGCCGCCCUCUUCGCGCCCUUGAUCCUGCCCCAGAGCCCCGAGACCUCGACGCACCUGACCGCGCGCCAGCAGUGGAUCGCCGCCGAGCGUCUCCGGCUCGAGCACAAGGCGCACGCACACGAGAAGGUGCGACCGCGCCACGUCCGGCGCGCGCUCCUCAACAUCAACAACUACAUCUGCGCCGCCGGCUUCUUCGCCAUCAACAUCACGGUCCAGGGUCUGUCGGUGUUCAUGCCGACGAUCUUGCGCGAGCUCGGCUGGCAGUCGCUGCAGGCGCAGUACUACACGGUGCCCGUGUACGUGGCGGCGUCGCUGAUCGCUAUCGCCGUCAGCUUCAUCAGCGACAAGACACGGAAGCGAGGCCUGUAUCUGGCGAUCUUCACCUUCCUCGGGAUCACGGGUUUCUCGAUGCUGCGGUGGGGCCAGGGCAGCCAGCUCAAGUACGCCGCGGUGUGGCUGUGCGCGCUGGGGGCCUUCCCCGGCGGUCCCGGAUUCCUGUCGUGGGGGCUCAACAACGCGGCGGGGCCGGCGGUGCGGGCGGUGUCGGGAGGCUGGAUCGUGACGCUCGGGACGAUGGGCGGGAUCCUGGCCGUGUGGGCGUACCUGCCGAACGACGGGCCGUCGUUCCCCAUCGGCCACACAAUCAACCUGGUGGCGCAGAUCUGCGUCCUGUUCCUCAGCUCGUUCGGUAUCUUCUACUGCCUGCGCGAGAACAAGCUGCGCUCACGCGGCGCGCGCGACCACCGCCUUGUCGGCCUCACCGAGGAGGAGAAGAUCGACCUCGGACACCUGCAUCCCGACUUCCGGUACAUGUCGUGACGGCCCCUUCUCUCGCGGGUGUGCCAGCGGGUUUAGCCAAGGGCGGUUUCUAUCCUUUUUCUAGUCGUCCCAGGGUUCCGCGCGCGUGCCCUGCAUGUGCGCGUGUUUUUAUAUGUUAUAGGGUACGGCUAUCGC